AUGGAUAAAAAAAUUCAAACAUUGCAACAAUUUAAUAAGUAUAAAAAAGGUAGGAAUUGGCCAAAUAAUGAUUUGACGCAAAAUAAGAUAGAUAUCCCCACACUACUUAGUACUAACUCAAUAUUUCACUCAUCUAACUCCAAUAUCAAAUAUACAUAUACACAUGGCUAUUUAACACCAAUAUCAUCUACUGGAAUAACAUCUACAGUUACCACAUCUAAAGAUCCCAGUUCGAAAUCUCGAUUUCCAGUAAAUGUUAUGCUAAAUAACAAAAUAAUGAAAUGCAAAAAUAUUGAAUCCCUACUCAACUUAAUAUUUACACAUUUAGGAUCUUUUAAUGAAGUAAAUAUGGUUACUUUAUUGCAUAGAUUAGCUAUAAAGUGCCAUGAUAGUCAUGUAAAACGAAAAAUAAGACAAGAUGAGAGAUUUGGAUUACUUUUAGAUAGUUUAAUAUACAGACUUAGUUAUUCAAAAUCAUUUUUACCUCAAGAACUUGCAAAUACAGUUUGGUCUUUAGUAAAGAUUGGUAUAUAUGAUCAUAUAAUAUAUGAUCUAGUUAGUAAUGAAGCAGUAUAUCAGUUAGAUCGGUUUAUUGCUAUUAAUCUGAGUAUGUUACUCUGGUCUUACAGUAAAUCAGGUAAAAAAUAUAAUUAUUUAUUCAUCACUGCUAUUCCAAAAGUUUUAAGUGAAUUAGAUAAUUUGCAAUCUCAACAAAUAUCAAAUAUUAUUUGGUCAUAUGCAAAAAUUGGUUUAAUAUCUCCACAUCUAUUUGAAAAUAUUGCUAAACGUUGCACUAGUAUACUAUCAGAAUUUCUUCCAAUCCACAUAUCUAUGACUGCCUAUGCAUUUGCAUUGGCAGAUAUAUGCCCAUUAAAAUUAUUUUCUAUGAUUUCAAAAUUAAAUAUAGAAUCUUUUAAUCAUAAAGCUUUAGUUCAUAUUAUUUGGUCAUUCUCAAUAACUAAAUUUUCUCUUUCUUUGAAUUGGAUUCAAUAUAUUUGUGAAGAUAAUAAACUAGAUAUCUUAUCAUUACAUGAAAUUAAUCUUUUAUUAUCAUCUUUAUGCCUUAACUUUGUUGAUGGAUAUGUUAAAAUAAAGAUAUAUGUUACAGAAAAUACUCAACAUGAAGUGAAUGAUGAUGUUGUUCUAUUACCAAGAGCUUUGGCUAUUAGAGAUCGUAAUCCUGAUAUAACAUGUAUUGAAUGGAAUCACUCUUUGCCUUUAUUACAUGCUAUUGAAUAUUUUACUUCUAGAUCUUUAGAUAAUUGUAGAGCAAAACAAAUACUUUGGAAUCUUAUUGAUAAACUAACAGAAAAAUUAUUAAAUAAAUACCAAAUAUAUAACGAUAUUUUAGAUAUUAUAUGGCUAUUAUAUAUUAUUGGUAAAGAUAUUAGAACAAUAAGGUAUCAUAUUUAUGAGCAUUCAAAUGCAACAAAUAUUAACGAUAUAGAUUCUUUACUUCCAGAUAAUGAUCAAUAUAAUAUUGUUAAAAAUGUAUCUUUAGAUCUAAAUAAAUUUGUAAUAGAUUCACCUAAAGAUAAUUUACAAAUUGUCAGUCCUAUAUCUACUUGUUGUACUAUAGAUGAAUGGUUUCAUGGUGAAAAUAACAAUAUAACUUCCUCUAAGGAAAUAGUUCAAUUUCAACUAUAUGAGUUUACAAAUACAAACCAGUGUAAUUUACUAAAAAAUAUUGUAAUGAUUUCAUAUACAUUAUUAUUCACAAUAAUUGUCUUAUUUAACAUUACUCAGAUUAACAGCUCUAUAUAA
Cryptosporidium muris RN66 is the source of this 1764-nucleotide messenger RNA. RefSeq lists its product as uncharacterized. The transcript has a single exon. The coding region runs from base 1 to 1764 and encodes 587 amino acids. Gene Ontology annotation, cellular component: mitochondrial matrix; ribonucleoprotein granule. Gene Ontology annotation, biological process: regulation of mitochondrial mRNA stability; mitochondrial RNA processing. Gene Ontology annotation, molecular function: RNA binding. The record is from RefSeq and is a predicted model, not a curated record. NCBI's taxonomy places the organism in Eukaryota, Apicomplexa, Conoidasida, Eucoccidiorida, Cryptosporidiidae.